UAUAAGUAGGAGACGAAGCAUCCUCUGCAAAAACAAAACAGAGAGUGAGAGAUAGACCAACGGUGGUUUCUUCGCCGGAGCCCAUUUUCCACGGCGAAUCAUGCAGAAGCGGAGAGCGGCGAGGGACUCUUCGAAGGUAACUCCGAGAAAUGGAAAGACUUUGGAUUCCGGCGAGAAGAAGAGACCUGAGAGGAGGCUGAUGAAGUUCGAGGAGUUACCAAAGUAUCUCAAAGACAACGAGUUCAUACACAGUCAUUACCGGUGCGAGUGGUCUCUCAAGGAGACUCUCCUCAGCGCCUUCUCUUGGCACAAUGAGACUCUCAACAUCUGGACGCACUUGGGUGGGUUUCUGAUAUUCGGUUGGAUGAUGGUGGUGAGUUCCAUGGAAACCACGGAGGUUGGCCUGACCGGUUUCGUGAGAGUCUUCUCCGGGAAGACAAUUCGCUGGCCGUGGCCGUCAAUGGGAUUCUCAAAAGAUGUUUACUUCUCCAGCUAUCAAACUCUGUAUCAUGAUUCCAACCUGACACACACUACUAGCUCGUUCUCGAACUAUCAAGGAGAAGAAGUCAACAACGAAACAAUCCCAAAAUGGCCAUGGCUCUUGUUCCUAUCCGGGUCAAUGAUCUGCUUGAUGUGCAGCUCCCUGUCACACCUCUUCGCCUGCCACUCAAGAAAAUUCAACCUCUUCUUCUGGCGCCUAGACUACGCAGGAAUCUCCCUCAUGAUCGUCUCCUCCUUCUUCGCGCCUCUCUACUACGCAUUCUCUUGCCACACUCACUGGCGUCUCUUCUACCUCUCCUCCAUCUCCAUCCUCGGCCUCUCGGCCAUCUUCACCCUCCUCUCUCCAUCCCUCUCUGCUCCGCGUUUCAGACCUUUCAGAGCAGCUCUUUUCCUGACGAUGGGGUUCUCUGGCAUCGUACCGGCCUCGCAUCUGCUUUACCUUCACAGGGAUCAUCCCAACGUGCUUGUCGCUCUAGUCUACGAGCUUGCGAUGGCUGUGCUGUACGCAACGGGAGCAGGGUUCUAUGUUAGCCGUAUACCCGAGAGAUGGAAGCCUGGUGCUUUCGAUGUAGCUGGACAUAGCCAUCAGAUAUUCCAUGUGUUUGUAGUCUUGGGAGCUCUUGCUCAUAGUGUUGCCUCUCUUCUUAUCAUGGAUUUUCGACGCGCUUCUCCUUCUUGUGCCUUUUGA
Raphanus sativus (radish) is the source of this 1189-nucleotide messenger RNA. Its product is annotated as heptahelical transmembrane protein 2. Bases 101 to 1189 code for a protein of 362 amino acids. The record is from RefSeq and is a predicted model, not a curated record. Lineage: Eukaryota; Viridiplantae; Streptophyta; Magnoliopsida; Brassicales; Brassicaceae. Gene Ontology annotation, biological process: response to hormone. Gene Ontology annotation, molecular function: signaling receptor activity. Gene Ontology annotation, cellular component: membrane. The transcript is spliced from 4 exons.